AUGUGGUCACUAAAAACUAAAAGUUUGGUUUUGAUUGUUAUUUUUAUUGCUAAAUGCAAUGCAAACACAAAAAAUAGCGGAAAAUCAUUGUUAUUGACGCCACUUAUAGAGUCGGGUCGUAUCCGAGCCGCACAACAGGCAAGUCUAGUGACCGGUUUGCCCGACGCACCAAAUAUUACCAGUUAUUCGGGAUAUUUGACGGUUAAUAAAAAGUUUAAAAGCAAUAUGUUUUUCUGGUAUUUUCCGGCACUGAAUAAAGAUAAGAGGGCCCCACUAUUGCUUUGGCUUAAUGGAGGUCCGGGAAGUACAUCAAUGAUUGGAUUAUUUACAGAAAACGGUCCGUUAGUUUUGGAUAAACAUAUGAAAGUAAGUUUAAGACAAUAUACGUGGGCUCAAGAGUUUUCAAUGGUAUUUAUUGAUAAUCCUGUGGGAACGGGAUUCAGUUUUACAAAUAAUUUUAUAGGUUAUGCCAAAAACCAGACCGAUGUGGCCCGCGAUCUGUAUACAGCUUUACAACAGUUUUUCAUAUUAUUUCCAAAUGAAAGACUAAAUGAUUUCUAUAUAACGGGUGAAUCAUAUGCGGGUAAAUAUGUGCCGGCAUUGGCUUAUAAAAUACAUACGGAAGGAAAAGCAUCCAAUAUUAACUUAAAAGGCAUAUCAAUUGGAAACGGAAUAUCGGAUCCAUUGAUACAGUUUGCAUACGGAGAACAACUGUUUCAAUUGGGACUUAUUGAUGAAAAUCAAAGAGAUUUUGUCGUCAAUGAAGAAAACAAAGCAAAAAAUUUUAUUAAAAAAGGCCAAUAUAUCGAUGCUUUCAAUAUAUUUGAUCGGCUUAUCAAUGGAGACCUUAUUAAUACAACCACUUAUUUCACUAAUAUUACUGGUUUUACUAAUUAUUACAACUUUUUACAGGACUCAGAACCCGAGCCAUUAACCUAUUAUUUUAAAUAUCUUGACUUACAGUCAACCCGACGGGCCAUACAUGUGGGAAAUCUGCCGUUUAGUUAUAAUUCAAAAAAUGUAGAAAAAUAUUUAUUAAAUGACAUCAUGCGGUCGGUUAAGCCAUGGAUGGCAACACUGAUGGAUAAUUACAAAGUUAUGAUAUAUAACGGCAAUCUGGACAUUAUUGUGUCGGCACCAGCAACUGAAAACUAUAUCCGAACCAUACAAUGGUCUAAAGCCCAACAGUACAGUAAAGCACAGAGAGUUAUCUGGAAAGUUGACAAUCAAAUAGUCGGUUAUGUUAAACAAGUGGAUCGUUUUGUUCAGGCAGUUGUCCGAAAUGCAGGCCAUUUGGUACCCUAUGAUGCGCCCAAAGCGGCACACGAUUUGAUUACUAGAUUUGUCAAAAACAAAUCAUUUCAAUAA
Messenger RNA from Oppia nitens, 1368 nucleotides. Its product is annotated as venom serine carboxypeptidase-like. The coding region runs from base 1 to 1368 and encodes 455 amino acids. Gene Ontology annotation, biological process: proteolysis. NCBI's taxonomy places the organism in Eukaryota, Metazoa, Arthropoda, Arachnida, Sarcoptiformes, Oppiidae. Gene Ontology annotation, molecular function: serine-type carboxypeptidase activity. The record is from RefSeq and is a predicted model, not a curated record. The transcript has 3 exons.